This is a messenger RNA of Cladocopium goreaui, 2421 nucleotides long. Lineage: Eukaryota; Dinophyceae; Suessiales; Symbiodiniaceae. The record is from the annotation of a GenBank genome assembly.
AUGGGAGAGCAUCAGAAGAUACCAUCCUUUGAUGGUGCACCAGAGAAGCUGGCGACUUACCGAGAUGAGGCGCUGGCAUACACCUUCACUCUAGAGAUCCAUAAGCGGUUUCUAGCAGGGCCCAGACUGGCCCAAAGUCUUACAGGAGUGGCUCGCACAGUGAUCCGAAGAAAGCUCUCAACGGAUCCUCAAUGGCUCGCUCACCCGCGAGGAGCCUACACGUUGAUCGACUUCUUGGAGCAAGCCAUUGAGCAACCGACUCUUGUGCAAGCCUCGCAGCACAUCCAGAAGUUCUUCUACCAGCUCAGGAGGAAGAGGGGAGAAACCAUGACGGAGUGGGUCAACCGGCACUCCGAGAGCCUUUGGGAAGCUUCUCGGGCCUUGAAGCGUGUUGAAAAGGAGUACGCCGUUGCACCCUCUGAUGGUGAUGGCGGCCAGGACAAUUGGUCCCAGUGGGGUUGGAGGUCUCAGGGAUGGUCGUGGGGAGGCUGGUCGUCUUGGAAGACGGAUGAGUAUCAGCCCCCACAGUCCUGGGAGACUGAUGUGGCUGACUUUUUGCCUGACUACCUCUGUGGCUUCUUGCUCUUGCAUCGGAGCGGACUAGAUGCUCAUGACCGAGCCAAUAUCCUGGCUGCCAUCCGCGGUGUCUUCUCUGUCAGAUCAGUCGAGAGAGCAUUGAAGGAACAAUGGCGCGAUGAUCUCGCCAAACGGGACAAGGCCAAGUUCCAGCCCUUCGUUGCAGUCGAGGAGGAAGAAGAUCAGGCUCUCAUGGCUGAAGGGGAAGCACCGGACUUUGGAGAUGAUGCUUGGGCCGAAGAAGUUUACUGGGCUGACCAAGCCAUUGUAGACUCAGCCCUUGCUGCGAUCCAGGAGCAGAAGCGGACGCUGAAGGAGGCCAGAUGGAGGCAAAGUCAGAUGAGACUGGGCCGAAAGUUCUAUCCGGUCUCAAAGGGCAAAGGCUAUGCCAAGGGCAAUGAGAACAAGCCGGCGUCAAAGUGUUUGAAGUGCGGCGGCCCUCACUUCACGGACAAUUGCCCUGUGAAGCGGCCUUCAGCUCAGAUAGCUGAAGAGCAUGCCGAAGUAGCCUUUCGGCAGGGAUCCUGCCUUGUGAGAAGAGUGACACCAGUGGAACUGGCGGGCAAGGGGGUCAUCGACUGUGGAGCUACAGCGACAUUGGGGUCGGUGUAUGCACUGGAGUCGAUCAUGGCCCUGAACGUCCAGCGUCAUGGAGAAGAUCGAGUGAGAGUGGACCCGGAGGUGAGGCCAGUGUUCAAAUUUGGAAACAACGGCACCAAGUCGUGUAUCUCCACCGUAGCUCUCGGUGUGGAUCUCGGAGACCGAAAGGGAAAUCUCCAAGUCCACGUGCAUGACGUGGAGAAUCAACCAGUGCUUAUUUCCAUCAAAGCGCUCAAGGCUUUAGGCGGUGAUCUCCUGAAAGGAGCAAAGAUUCGCAAGACGAAGGAGUUCCUGCAUGCCAAGGUCGCCGAGCUGGGCGAGACUAUGCCACAGUCGUCCAGCACCUUGCAGCUCAAGGCGCGAUUGGCGGAGCUCAGGGAUCAGUCCAAGAACCAGAUGGGCCCCGCCUUGAAGGACCGCAUGACAGAACUGAACAAGGCUUCUCGCAAGAAAGCCACGCUGAUCGAAUUUGCGGAGAAACAAGAAGUGCCCAUCCUGGAGUCAGACACCAUUGCCAGAAUCUAUGCCAAGGUGGAAGCCAAGUUCAACCAGGAGGUUCCAGGAACCUCAUUGGACAAAGUGGGCUUCGGCAAGUUCCUAUGGCCAGAUCUUUGUGGAGAAUCCCAGUUACAUCAAGUGGGUCAUUCAGACUGCGGAAGAGAACCAGGAGGAUGCUCAUUGGCGCCUUCGUCGCCUUGCCACCUGGAGUGUGAUUCAGCAGACCCCACCGAAUCUGUGCUGGAAGCCCAUGCAGUGACCAGCAGCGAUCAAGAACAAAUCCAACGUUUGGCCCAAGAGCUCGAACAGAUCAAGUCCGAGAAAGCGAGUUGGAGCUGCGCCUUGGGAGCAGCAAGAUGCGCAAGUCCGGACAGCCUUCUGUCAAGUGAAGCCGAGAAACAGUUUGGACCGGGUUCAGCCAUGAGUAUCGUGGAAAAUGCCAUCAAGCAAGCCAAAGCGGUGAUGACAGCCUUGGCCGAGGAGUAUCAUGACAUGUCCUUAACAGAACUUUUAGCAGAGCAUUAUGGGCAUGAUACCAUUCAGGCCAUGUCCAUUGCGGAACAAGCCUCUCAAAGUUUCAAGCGGAAGCCAGAAUUGCUCGCGCUACAGCUGCUGGACAGUAGACUCCUCAAGGCAGCCCCAGAACAACUCCGAGCAGCGUCAGAGUGGGAGCAGGCGAUAGAACAGCUCCAAGGGCCUGGAGGUUCCGUGGACUAUCACCUCUCUGGCGACACAUCCUGGUCGUAA